This is a messenger RNA of Marmota monax (woodchuck), 4663 nucleotides long. RefSeq names its product ring finger protein 123 (gene Rnf123). Gene Ontology annotation, cellular component: cytoplasm. NCBI's taxonomy places the organism in Eukaryota, Metazoa, Chordata, Mammalia, Rodentia, Sciuridae. The record is from RefSeq and is a predicted model, not a curated record. The transcript is spliced from 38 exons. The coding region runs from base 414 to 4457 and encodes 1347 amino acids. Gene Ontology annotation, molecular function: protein binding; ubiquitin-protein transferase activity.
AAGGGCCUUCACCCUGGCACACCUAGACCUCUGAGGGUCCUAGGAAGUGGUCAGAGACUAGUAAGAUUAACAGGGGAGACUCAAAGUAGCCUGGGAUGGGGGUGAAGCCUCCCUACAGCCUUUUCUGUCCAAGGGCACUGGACAGAAAAGCCCAUCGGAUUGUCAUUGGAUGCUGUCAGAGGCCUGGGUGGUGACAUUAAAUUUCUGAGCCUCAGUUUCCCCCUGUAAAUUGGGAAAUAUUAUCUGCCCAGCCCCAGUACUGGUUCCCCCUUUUCUUGCCUUAUCAGCAGUGCCCCAGCUGUAGACAAGUCAGCCCACACCCCUGGUAGCACAGCCAGGAAGGCUCACUGCCUGCCAGAAGUAUCGUCCCAAGGAAGCCUCCAGGACCACUAGCUGCCCAUGAGAGAUGAAGGAUGGCGUCCAAGGGGGCCGGCAUGUCUUUCUCCCGCAAGAGCUAUAGGCUGACCUCAGAUGCUGAGAAAUCCAGGGUCACAGGCAUUGUGCACGAGAAGCUGCUGAAUGACUACCUACACCGCAUCUUUUCCUCUCCUGACCAUGUACCCCCCGCAGCCACCAGCAGGAAACCCCUGAACUUCCAGAACCUGCCAGAGCAUCUGGACCAGCUGCUACAAGUGGACAAUGAGGAUGAGGAAAGCCAGGGACAAGCUGAAGGACGGCUUGGUCCAUCCACCGUGGUCCUGGACCACACAGGAGGAUUUGAGGGGCUUCUCCUAGUUGAUGAUGACCUCUUGGGGGUGAUUGGACACAGCAAUUUUGGCACUAUCCGCUCUACCACAUGUGUGUACAAAGGGAAGUGGGUCUAUGAGGUGCUCAUCUCCUCCCAGGGGCUCAUGCAGAUCGGCUGGUGCACCAUCAACUGCCGCUUUAAUCAGGAGGAGGGGGUUGGAGAUACACACAACUCCUAUGCCUAUGAUGGGAACCGGGUGCGCAAGUGGAAUGUGACUACAACGAAUUAUGGCAAGGCAUGGGCAGCGGGGGACAUUGUGAGCUGCCUGAUUGAUCUGGAUGAUGGUACUCUGUCUUUCUGCCUGAAUGGUGUGUCACUGGGCAUUGCCUUUGAGAACCUGUCCAGGGGCCUGGGCAUGGCCUACUUCCCAGCCAUCAGCUUGUCUUUCAAGGAGUCUGUGGCCUUCAACUUUGGCAGCCGUCCUCUACGCUACCCAGUCGCCGGCUUCCGGCCCCUGCAGGACCCACCAUGUGCUGACCUGGUGAGGGCACAGAGGUUGCUGGGCUGUUUCCGGGCAGUACUUAGUGUGGAGCUGGAUCCCGUGGAAGGUCGACUAGUGGAGAAGGAAAGCUCUGAGUGGCAGUUGCAAGGACAGCCCACCAUUCUCCUCACACUGGCCCACAUCUUUCAGCAUUUUGCACCACUCCUGCGCAAGGUGUAUCUGGUAGAGGCUGUGCUCAUGAGCUUCCUGUUGGGCAUCAUGGAGAAGGGCACACCUGCACAGGCACAGUCCCUGGUGCACCAGGUUCUAGACCUCUUGUGGCUCUUCAUGGAGGACUACGAGGUACAGGAUUGCCUUAAGCAGUUGAUGAUGUCUCUGCUGCGGCUGUACCGGUUCUCACCCAUUGUUCCAGAUCUGGGCCUGCAGAUCCACUACCUGCGACUCACUAUCUCCAUUCUGAGGCACCAGAAGUCCCGCAAAUUUCUGCUUAGCAACGUUCUCUUCGACGUACUCCGGUCUGUUGUCUUCUUUUAUAUCAAGAGUCCCCUGCGUGUAGAGGAAGCUGGCCUGCAGGAGCUAAUUCCUACCACCUGGUGGCCCCACCGCUCCAGCAGGGAGGGCAGAGAGAGUAAGGAGGUAAAUGAAGAGACUGCUGAGGAGCGGCUACGGCGGCGAGCCUACGAGCGGGGCUGCCAAAGGCUGAAGAAACGCAUUGAAGUGGUGGAAGAACUACAGGUCCAGAUCCUGAAGCUGCUAUUGGACAAUAAAGAUGACAAUGGGGGUGAAGCUUCUAGAUACAUCUUCCUGACCAAGUUCCGAAAGUUUCUGCAGGAGAAUGCCAGUGGCCGUGGGAACAUGCCUAUGCUCUGCCCCCCCGAAUACAUGGUCUGCUUUUUGCACCGGCUCAUCUCUGCCCUCCGCUACUAUUGGGAUGAAUACAAGGCCUCCAACCCCCAUGCUUCCUUCAGUGAGGAAGCUUACAUCCCACCCCAGAUCUUCUAUAAUGGCAAGGUGGACUACUUUGACCUGCAACGCCUUGGGGGCCUCCUGUCACAUCUUCGAAAGACCCUCAAAGAUGACCUUGCUUCCAAAGCCAACAUUGUGAUUGACCCACUGGAACUCCAGGCAGCCACUAUGGAUGACCUGGACGAGGAUGAUGAGGCAACCCCAGCUGGGACCCAGCGCCCCAUGCAGGCCCUGGCCAUGGGGGGAGCACUGCCCUUGCCCCGGCCUGGCUGGCUCAGUUCUCCAACCCUGGGCCGAGCCAACCGCUUCCUCAGCACAGCAGCUGUGAGCCUCAUGACCCCACGGCGGCCUCUGAGCACCUUGGAGAAAGUGAAGGUCCGCACGCUGAGUGUGGAGCAGAGGACCCGUGAGGACAUUGAGGGCAGCCACUGGAAUGAGGGCCUGCUGCUAGGACGGCCCCCUGAGGAACCUGAGCAGCCCCUCUCCGAGAACUCACUGCUGGAAGUUCUAGAUGGUGCCGUCAUGAUGUAUAAUCUCAGCGUCCACCAGCAGCUAGGCAAGAUGGUUGGUGUAUCUGAUGAUGUCAAUGAAUAUGCGAUGGCUCUGAGGGACACGGAGGACAAGCUUCGCCGGUGCCCUAGGCGGAGGAAGGAUAUCCUUGCAGAGUUGACCAAGAGCCAGAAAGUUUUCUCAGAAAAGCUGGACCACCUGAGCCGCCGUCUUGCUUGGGUCCAUGCUACCGUCUAUUCCCAGGAGAAAAUGCUAGACAUUUACUGGCUACUGCGUGUCUGCCUACGGACCAUUGAGCAUGGUGAUCGCACAGGUUCCCUCUUUGCCUUCAUGCCUGAGUUCUACCUGAGUGUGGCCAUCAACAGCUACAGUGCUCUCAAGAAUUAUUUUGGUCCUGUGCACAGCAUGGAGGAGCUCCCAGGCUAUGAAGAGACCCUGACUCGCCUGGCUGCCAUCCUUGCCAAACACUUUGCUGACACACGCAUAGUAGGCACUGACAUUCGAGACUCACUGAUGCAGGCCCUGGCCAGCUACGUGUGCUACCCACACUCUCUGCGGGCUGUGGAAAGAAUCCCUGAGGAUCAGCGUAUCGCCAUGGUGAGGAAUCUCCUGGCACCCUAUGAGCAGCGGCCCUGGGCCCAGACCAACUGGAUCCUAGUGCGGCUCUGGAGGGGCUGUGGGUUCGGGUACCGCUAUACACGGCUGCCACACCUGCUGAAAACCAAGCCAGAGGAUGCCAAUUUGCCCAGCCUCCAGAAACCCUGCCCCUCUACCCUGCUGCAGCAGCACAUGGCAGACCUGCUGCGGCAGGGUUCUGAUGUGGCACCCAGCUUCCUCAACAGCGUCCUCAACCAACUCAACUGGGCUUUCUCUGAGUUCAUUGGCAUGAUCCAGGAGAUUCAGCAGGCUGCUGAACGCCUGGAACGAAACUUUGUGGACAGCAGACAGCUCAAGGUAUGUGCCACCUGCUUUGACCUCUCAGUCAGCCUGCUGCGUGUCUUGGAAAUGACCAUCACACUGGUGCCUGAGAUAUUCCUUGAUUGGGCCCGGCCUACCUCUGAGAUGCUGCUGCGGCGUCUUGCACAGCUGCUGAAUCAGGUGCUGAACCGUGUGACAGCUGAGAGGAACUUGUUUGACCGUGUGGUCACCCUACGACUACCUGGCCUAGAAAGUGUGGACCACUACCCUAUCCUUGUGGCAGUGACAGGCAUCCUGGUACAGCUCCUGGUGCGUGGUCAAGCCUCAGAGACAGAGAGAGCCACAUCAGUGCUUUUGGCUGACCCCUGCUUCCAGCUCCGAUCCAUAUGCUAUCUUCUGGGGCAGCCAGAGCCCCCAGCACCUGGCACUGUCCUGCCUGCCCCAGACCGGAAGCGCUUCUCCCUGCAGAGCUAUACUGAUUAUAUCAAUGCUGAGGAGCUGGCACAAGUGGAGCAGAUGCUGACACAUCUGACCUUUGCAUCUGCCCAGGCAGCAGCUGCAUCCCUGGUGAGUGGGACCACAGCACAUCCCAUGCUACUUGAAUACAUGUGUGCACACCAAUAUAGGCAUAGCAUAUCCAACUACCCUUCACUUCCCUCCCUGCAGCCCACCAGUGAGGAAGAUCUCUGCCCAAUCUGUUAUGCCCACCCCAUCUCUGCUGUGUUCCAGCCCUGUGGACACAAGUCCUGCAAAGCCUGCAUCAACCAGCACCUGAUGAACAACAAGGAUUGCUUCUUCUGCAAAGCCACCAUCGUGUCUGUAGAGGACUGGGACAAGGCAGCUAAUACAAGCACCACCUCCUCAGCUGCCUAGGCCUGGCAAACCUCCACCUGCAAACCCAGACCCAGGCAGAGACCUAUUUAUGAGCUUCCCUUGCCCUGUUCCCUAUCACCCCCACCACAUCCAACCUCUUUGUCUGUGUGUAGCCCCAUUGGUAGGAGCCUGGCCGUGGCCCUAAUAAUGUCUGGGUUUGACUUUCAAUCAGGGCCACAGUAAACAUUAAAUUAUUAUUCCAUACA